Lytechinus pictus (painted urchin) is the source of this 4724-nucleotide messenger RNA. Its product is annotated as aminopeptidase N-like. Gene Ontology annotation, molecular function: peptide binding; metalloaminopeptidase activity; zinc ion binding. Lineage: Eukaryota; Metazoa; Echinodermata; Echinoidea; Temnopleuroida; Toxopneustidae. The record is from RefSeq and is a predicted model, not a curated record. Gene Ontology annotation, cellular component: cytoplasm. Bases 40 to 1380 code for a protein of 446 amino acids. The transcript has 10 exons. Gene Ontology annotation, biological process: peptide catabolic process; proteolysis.
GCGGAUAAAAAUAUUGGUGAUAAUGAUGUUAAAAAGAUAAUGGACACUUGGACUCUUCAGAUGGGUUACCCAGUGGUCAAUGUCCGACGCCUCAACGACACUCAUUUCAAUGCUUCCCAGGAACACUUUCUUAUCAACCCUGAUGCUGGGGUCGAUGAUAGAUACACCGAUCUGGGAUACCAAUGGUAUGUUUACCUCACCUACACUCAGCAGACGGACCCUGAUUUCGAUACACCUUUGAAUAUCUGGAUGGAACCAAACAUGACAACCCUUGUACCUGUUUCACCUUUUAUGGUUGCUGAUGAUUGGUUUCUUGUAAACAUUAAGCAGUAUGGUUAUUAUCGAGUAAAUUAUGACGAUGACAAUUGGGCUCGCCUCAGCCAACAGUUAAUGGAUGACCAUACGGCACUCCCGACAGAGAACCGUGCCCAGCUCAUCAAUGAUGCCUUCACCUUGGCCCGGGUGGGACGCGUGGAUUACCCCACUGCUCUUGAUCUAACUCUUUACAUGGAGCAGGAGGAGGGCUACGUACCUUGGGAAGCAACCCUUGGGGCCAUCUCAUACAUCAGAGAUAUGUUUAGCAGAUACUAUGGUUAUGGACCAUUAGAGAGAUAUAUGCGUGAUAAGGUUCAAGCAUUAUACGAUAGUCUCGGAUGGACUGAUGAUCCAGAAAACGAUCUGCAUCUUGAUCAAUUUAACCGAGAAAAUGCAAUUGCUACGUCAUGUAGAUAUCGCAACCAAGAUUGCUUGGACACGGCCUCUGCACUGUUCUCUCAAUACAUGACAGAUGAUGCAAACAAUGUGGACAACGAACCAGAUUACAUAAUUAACCCCAUCUCCCCGAACUUGAAGAGCGUGGUAUACAGAUACGGUAUCCAAGAAGGGGGGCAGGUGGAAUGGGAGUUUGGCUGGAGAAAGUAUCAAGAAACCACGGAUCCCUCAGAGAAAAUCAAAUGGCUUGUGGCUCUUUCCUACUCUCAGGCACCCUGGAUUCUAAGCAGAUAUCUGGAUUACUCCUUAGAUAGUGAUCUUGUGCGUAGUCAAGAUUCAUCUACAGUCAUUGUCACUGUGUCAAGGAACUACAUAGGACGUUCAAUUGCUUGGGAUUAUCUGCGGUCAAACUGGGAUACCUACUUGAAUUAUUAUCGUACAAGUCCAAGUAGUUUAGGUUAUAUUGUCUCUGAGGUUACAGAAGAUUUCAAUACUGAACUGGAACUUGAAGAGGUUAUUGCUUUCAGAGAAGGCAAGGAUCUUGGUCCAGCUACACGUGCAUAUGAGCAGGCGAUAGAGGUUAUCAACACAAACAUCGCAUGGAUGAAAAGCAGUGCAACUAUAGUAGCAGAAUGGUUUGAAGAUGCAGCUCCUCCUAUAGGAGAAUAAACAGGCUAGAGAGCAAGCGCCCUCAUUGUCUUCUUUCUGCCAAUCAUCAUCUUCGUCUCCUCUCUUUCUUUCUCUCUUCCCUUUCUCACUGCUUCUUUAAAGGGGUAUUCCAGGCUGAAAUUCAUCCAGCAAAAUGCUGCAAAUUUCAUUAAAAUCUGAUAUGAUAUAAUGAAGAACUUGGAUUUUAAAGUUUAGCGAUAUUUUGUGAAAACAGUUACAUGCACCACGUCAUGAAUAUUCAUUAGGAGGGGUGAUGAUGCCAUAUCCCCACUUUCCUUUUUAUGUUAUGAAAUCAAAAUUACUUCAUAGUUUCAUACAUGUGUGCAUAAUAUAUCUCCCUUGUGACAAAAUAAGUUGCAUAUAUGAAUAUAUUAAACAUUAAAUCAGUUGUCAAUCAAAUUCUUUCAUUCUUGUUGACAAUAUUUGAAUAAAUGUAAUAUUAUAUAAUAAAAUACAGAAUUAGUGGGGAUAUGACAUCAACUGCUAGCUCAUUGGAUAUUUAUAAAAACAUGCUUAGAACUUUUUCACCAAACUAAUGCUAAGCUUUAAAAUGUCAUAACUCUGAUAAUUCCUUGUCCGAUUUCGAUGAAAUUUGCUGAAUUUUGCUUGUCGGAUUUUACAUAAUCUGUUCAAAUCAUACUAUUUUCAUCAUGGAGUACCCUGUAAUAAUCACGAUUGAACUGAUACACUACACAGUGAUUGAUAAUUCAAAAAAAAUAUUCAACAAAAACAUUUUUUUUUGCAUUAAAACUAUUUUUGUGAAUUAUCUAAAAUUAUCAAUUCAUAUUGAUAUUGGUAUCUUUCAGUUCAACUUCAAAUUGGCCUUGAAGUAUAGCCCAUUCAUAGGCUAAGUGUUUUCAUGUGUAUAGGCUUUUUGUGAUCAAUCAAAUUGUGCUUGUGGAAGUGUCGUGGUGUAGCGGUUCUGACUCUCGCCUUGUAAUCAGAGGGUCGUAUGUUCGAAUCCCACCAUGGCCUAGCUUCCAUUGGUAAGGCGUCAAUCCACAAUUUGCUACUCUCCACCAAAGUGUUUAAUGGGUACCCGGUAGGAUGCGAAAGCCUACGUAGUAUGCCUAGCAAUUGAGUCUUGGAACUCUUGUUGGAAUGCUCCCCAGGGAGUUGAGAAGGUGCAUGCGUUGUAUGCCGGCAUGCAAGGAUCCGAUGCCCGGGGUUAAUACUAUAUCUGUAAAGCGCUUAGAAACGUUGUUCCGAUGUAUUAAGAGCUAUAUUAAUGCGGAAUAUCAUUAAAAUUAUUACUUUGCAAAUUAUUGUUAUCACGCAUCCAUCAAAGAAAGGAUUGGAAUGCUUUAAAAUAAAUUUUUGUUUUCUUACUGUGAUGUACUCUAAUUUCCGUAGCCCUUUAAAAAGGCUUUGUGAUAAUAAUACUACUCUUGUUUUUGUAUAUAUACAUGUAGUGCAAAUUACAAUGAAGUCUCUUAGUACUGAAAUAGACAUGCAAAUAAGUUUUAAAAAAUCAAUUCUUUUUCUGAAUUUGUUCAAUUUGUUACAGCAAAACAUAUGAAGUAGCCCCAUGGUCACUCUGGACUAUGGGAAAAAAAAGAGCAAAUAGUUUACAAUUGGUCACAUAUAAAGUAGUAAUAUUAAAUGCAGGUUUUGAGACAUUUGUUUUGUGUAUACUGCAGAAGGUGUGGAAGGCAUAACAGGGAAUUUACAACUAUAAAACUAAAAGAGCGUCCCUCUUGUUCAAAACUUAUAUACGAUGUUAUUUUAUCACUUAUGGGUUUAAAAUAUAUCAUCAUAUGCUUUAAACUUUUGCCUAAAAAUGUACCAUUGCUUAAAAUGACUGUACAAUAUUGACUUUUUAGCACCUUUUUUUUCUUUGACAUUUCUUAUACAAUUAUGUUCAUGUGGGAUCAACUUAUCAUUAACUCCUCGUUCACCAAUCCACGAUUACGUACCAAAAAGUGUGUGUAUCAUAUUAGCUUUGUAAGUACUAUUUUCCCUUCUUUUCUGUUUCAUCUAAAUACAAGGUAACUAACAUUUCACAUUCCUUAGAAAAUAAGGAUGUUUUUUCUUCAUUAACAAUUGACAGUGUUAAGUUCAUAUCUUAACUAGUUCGCAGAAGCAAUUUAAGUUAUAAACAACAUUCCACCUGUGUGUAGUAUAUGAAAUCCAAUUUACAUGUAUCACAUAUUACUGUAGAGAUAGCUCACUAAAAGAGAAGUUAUUUAAGUGAUUUGACAAAGGAAGACAUGAACAAAGAAUUGCAAUAGCUAUGUCUAUGUAAUUAAAUGUAUCAUAGUAGUAUCAUAAUGAUUAUUGUACAACGCCUACUUAGCUUGUUGUACGCGAGCAAAUGGGAGGCUGAAUGUCAAACAUUCGUACCGUUGCACAAAAGACGUACCAUCCAAAAUGUACCGUCCAAAAUGUACCGUCCAAAAUGUACCGUUGCACGGCUUUAGGAGGUGACGUCACAAUACGGUUUAAAUCAUUGCGCUCAGUAAAAAUGAACAAUACGCGUAUUUAUAAGCCAGCUGGCUAAAUGCGCAAGGCCCAAAGUCGAGUCAUGUGCGCUUGUGGGAUUUUGCUUUCUGCUUUCGGCAUUUUUGCUCCCUUUUCAUAGAUUACUAUAGGGAUAAACUCUUGUUUUUUCAUAUUUUCGCUCAAUUCCGAGGCGUUGUACAACACAAAUAGCGAAUAUUCUUAUUCGUGCAAUGGUGCGAGAUUUUGCAUUCGGUGAAAGAAAGAAACGCUCUAUUCAACUCGGCUAACGCCUCGUUGAAUAGAGCAUCUUUCUUUCACCUCAUGCAAAAUCUCGCACCAUCGCACUCAUGCCUAUUCGCUAUUUGUAUACUAUCACUGAAAUAGUCUUAUUCUGAAUUAAAAAUUUCAAUCUACUUUGUUUUAGCAUAUGAAUUAUUUAUUUCUUACCAAUUUGUUUAAAGGGUUAGGUUGAUUAAGUAUUCACCAUUUGAACAGCAUUUUGUCUCUCUGUACUACGCAAUGCAAUGGAAAUGACUACAGAAAAAUCUCGCUAACAAUUUGGCUAAUAAAUUCAAAAGUAGAUUCUGCAAUGAAAACCUGAAAAUUGUUAUGAACUAUUUAUUGUGAAUGGUUAUUAUAAUGAAUACUGUGUAUGUUUAUGUAUUGUCCUACCUGUAUUCAACAAUAUUACACUAGGUAUGUGAAAAUACAUCUUCUUUAGUAAUUCUAACUGAAAUAUUUCCUUGAUACAUAUUAGUGUAAAAUUUUCAAUAUAUGGAAUAUUGUAAAAUAGUAAAGUUUUGUGAUUACAAGUCAAUUAUUUUUCUUGAGAGUUUGCAUUGAUUGUAUGAAUUACAAUGGAUGAAUCAUUUUAAAGUGAUUUUUUUAAAGAAUGACAAAUU